UUGGGGGUGGCGGGGGUGGGGGAGAAUCAGAUGGCGAAAACGGGGUUGUUGAGUUCUGAUCCAACGGUUAGAGCGAGAGCGGUGGAAUUGAAGAAAGAAUUGCAGAGGCUGGUUAAGACUAUCGUCGACGAUGAGGAUUACACCAUCCACACCGUCGAUCAAGCUAAAGAUGCUCUUUGCGCUUUGAGAGAACUUAAGUUCAAUAAAAGAUCGACGGUGCCCACCACCACUACGACCUCGUCCCUGAAGUUACACGAAGCGCUGUCCUGUCCUGAGGAGUUUAAAUGUCCUCUUUCUAAAGAGCUUAUGAGAGAUCCUGUCAUUUUAGCUUCUGGCCAGACAUACGACAGACCCUUUAUACAGAAAUGGCUGAAUGCGGGGAAUAGGACUUGCCCUCAGACCGAACAGGUUCUUUCACACACGAUUCUAACUCCGAAUAAUCUAAUCAGGGAUAUGAUAUCGCAGUGGAGCAAGAGUCAGGGAAUAGAAUUGCCGAACCCUGUUAUGGAUGGGAAAGAGGAGGGGGUCACGGAAGCAGAGCGUGAUCGUUUCUUUUCUUUGCUUGACAAGUUGUGUGCUGCGCUUCCUCAACAGAAGGAAGCAGCAAAGGAGCUUCGGAUGUUGACGAAAAAGAUGCCUUCAUUCCGUGCACUUUUUGGUGAAUCUGUCGAUGCCAUUCCUCAACUGCUCACCCCGCUCUCCGGGAGCAAAUCUGAGAGCUGUGUUCAUCCUGACCUCCAGGAAGAUGUGAUCACGACACUCUUGAACCUUUCAAUCCAUGACAGCAAUAAGAAGCUCGUUGCUGAAACUCCAAUGGUUAUUCCUCUUCUUAUGGAAGCAUUGAGAUCCGGAACAAUUGAAACAAGGAGCAAUGCAGCUGCAACACUUUUCACUCUAUCCGCUCUUGAUUCAAACAAGGCACUUAUUGGUAAAUCAGGUGCCUUAAAACCUCUCAUUGACCUUCUAGAUGAGGGUCAUCCAUUAGCAAUGAAAGAUGUUGCCUCUGCUAUAUUUAACCUCUGCAUUAUUCAUGAGAAUAAGGCAAGAGCCGUGAGGGACAGUGCGGUGAGUGUCAUUUUAAAAAAGAUUAUGGAUGGUGUUCUUGUUGAUGAGUUGUUGGCCAUCCUCGCAAUGCUUUCAACUCAUCAAAGGGCUAUAGAGGAAAUCGGAGAGCUUGGAGGUGUUCCUUGCUUGCUUCGCAUUAUCAGGGAGAGCACCUGCGAACGCAACAAGGAAAAUUGCAUCGCAAUCCUCCACACUGUAUGUCUUAAUGAUCGGACCAAGUGGAAAGCAUUGAGGGAAGAAGAGAGUACCCAUGGAACAAUAUCCAAGCUAGCUCAAGAUGGAACUUCUAGAGCCAAAAGAAAAGCGAAUGGCAUUCUGGAGAGACUAAGAAGGGCUGUUAAUAUUACUCAUACCGCUUGAAGACAUUACUUGCUGUGUGCAUCAUUUGUAAAUUCUGUUUCCGACUCUCGGUGAUCAUUGCGGCUUAUCAUCACUCUGCUUUUGUAAAUUCUUGUGCCUCAUCAGAGUUUUUAAUCUCAGUUUUACGAGCUAGCUGCUGUUAAUAAACACUGUGGAAGCUUAUGUUUAUAAAGAUUUUCUCUUCGUGGUUGGUCCAAUAA
Messenger RNA from Gossypium raimondii (Peruvian cotton), 1625 nucleotides. Its product is annotated as U-box domain-containing protein 9. The coding region runs from base 31 to 1425 and encodes 464 amino acids. The transcript is spliced from 2 exons. The record is from RefSeq and is a predicted model, not a curated record. Gene Ontology annotation, biological process: protein ubiquitination. NCBI's taxonomy places the organism in Eukaryota, Viridiplantae, Streptophyta, Magnoliopsida, Malvales, Malvaceae. Gene Ontology annotation, molecular function: protein binding; ubiquitin-protein transferase activity. Gene Ontology annotation, cellular component: nucleus; cytoplasm.